AUGCCUAAAACAUAUAUCUUGAUUUUAGGGUUGGUUCUAUUGACGUUCAAUGCUCCUUAUGCUUAUGCCAUCCGUCGGUUGUUGUGGCGUUCAGUGUACGUCAAAUUGGCAUUAGGAAUGCUUAUAAAUGUUGAACUGAUCACAGAUGAAAAAAUAGAUGAGAAAUCAUUACUGUAUGCUAACAAAGUAAGUUCAUCCUCCUCCUCUGCUACUACAACGUUUGUGGUUGUGGAUACUACCUCCUUGCCAGGGAAGAAGAUAGUGAGAUUUGACAUUCUUGAAAAUGAACGUCGUUGGCUUAUACUUGGCUGGUCCAAAAAUGUGGUAGACAGGCCUCCUUACUCUUAUAAGGCAAAUCCAACCAUUGCAUGUUCGUCUCCCAAUGAUUUUGAACUACCAUCAGAUGCAGAUGAUAUUCACAAGUAUCUGUUUGAAUGGUUAGAUCAACGAUGGAAAGCAUCAAGUUGGGUAUAUACAGAUUCACAUUGGAAGAAACCCGAAAAGACUGAUGGCUUCUAUAAAAAUACUAGGGAACGUAUUUGGAGUCGGAGAGCUUAUUUAAUCACAAAGUAA
This is a messenger RNA of Lizanozyma spartinae, 573 nucleotides long. RefSeq lists its product as uncharacterized. Gene Ontology annotation, cellular component: peroxisomal membrane. The coding region runs from base 1 to 573 and encodes 190 amino acids. The transcript has 2 exons. NCBI's taxonomy places the organism in Eukaryota, Fungi, Ascomycota, Pichiomycetes, Serinales, Debaryomycetaceae. Gene Ontology annotation, biological process: peroxisome organization. The record is from RefSeq and is a predicted model, not a curated record.